GCGCCGCUCGGAGCCGAGCUCCGCAGGAGCCGCCCGGGACCCGCCGCGAAAGGACCAACAUGCCAAGUGGAAGGAAAUCUGAAACUGCUCUUUCGACAAGAAAGUAUUGGCUUUCUGCCUCUUUCACAUGUUUUUCUUUUGCAUCAUAAUGGAAGGAGCAGGAUUUUUUGAAUCAUUGAGGCCAAAUUUGGGCAUCACUGGCUGAAGAUAAGAUGAAAGAAGACUUGAAAAUAUGUCAGUACUCUGUGACUAUUAAUUCAGAUGCACUUUUCGCAAAGAGAAGAAUAGCGAUUAAAAGCACUGCAGUUUCAUCAGAAGGAUCUAAUGGAGGAUCUUUGUUGAUUUUCCUUCUUGCCCCUCCAUGAAUCCCAAAAGAGAAAGAUGGAAAGAAUGUGUAUGGAAAUUGAGCUAAAACAAAAACUGACGACAAUAACUUCAGGUUUGGAGUUUGUUUUCCAAGUGCUGUAAAUUCCCUAUUUUAUCAAAUCUAACACACUGUUUUGAAUAAAUUAUAUCUUUUUUUGAUCAGUGGAGUUUUUGUCAAUUCUAAAAGUGGAAUCUAACCUGAUUGAAAGCUUUUUAAAAAAGCAAACCUAUGACUCUGAUUCCUUUUAUCAGAUGAAGUUUUUCAAGUUAUCAAGAGAUAACAUUUCACUCUGUAUCCUGUGCAUUGUUGACCUGUGUUUUAUAUGCAUAUCUUAGAGAUUUUAUUUUUAACCUGAUUUUAGUGUUUAUGUUGUGUUGUGUUUAAGAAAAGUGUGAACAGAUAAGGCACUUGAGAUUUAAGUUUUCAAGAGCCGUGUCAUUUCAAUGUUGUAUCUCAGAUUGCAAGUAAUCUCAGCCUCUGUUAUAAUGCACAGUAUACACUAAAUCUUUUCUCCUAAAAAUAUGCCUUAAGAUAAUAGAUUUUUUUACUAACUGGGUGAAUUUUUUAUAUCUGGACAUUGUGUUUUGCAAGGAAAUGCAUGUCUGGGAAAGAGGAGCUACCUAAUGGAUCAUGGCUCUGAUGUUUGCAGGGCAUACUUUAUUUCUAGCAUUAAUGAUGUUUGAUGUCUUUGCUUUUGAAGAAUCUGUAAGCAAUUACUCUGAUUGGGUGACUUUCAUAGAAAAUGUAGAUCAAUAUGAGAAACAGCAACUUGAAGGCCUUAGAGCUGAGCAGAAGCUGAAAAAAACAGUCCUUCAUCCAAGUUUGUAUUUUGAUGCUCAAGAUGUUCAAGCACUGAGGCAGAAGGCUCACACAAGCCAUUUGCAUCUCUUUAGAGUCAUCAGAAGUGCUGUGACGGUUAUGCUCUCCAACCCUUUAUACUAUCUACCUCCACCCAAGUACGCUGAUUUUGCUGCAAAGUGGAAUGAGAUUUAUGGUAACAAUCUACCACCUCUAGCAUUUUAUUGUCUGCUGUGCCCCGAAGAUAAAGCUGCAUUUGAUUUUGCCAUAGAAUAUAUGGAUAGAAUGGCUGGCUACAAAAACUGGUUGGUUGAGAAUGCACCUGGAGAUGAAGUGCCGCUUGGUCAUUCCCUAACAGGAUUUGCCACUGCUUUUGAUUUCUUGUAUAAUUCACUGGGAAAUGAGAGAAGGCAAAAAUAUCUGGAGAAGAUAUGGUCUGUAAGCGAGGAAAUGUAUGAGUAUUCCAAGGUUCGUUCCUGGGGAAAGCAGCUUCUCCAUAAUCACCAGGCAACUAAUAUGCUCGCUUUGCUUAUUGGGGCUUUGGUUGCAGGAGUGGACAAAGGAUCUCGGGCAAAUAUUUGGAAGCACACUGUUGUUGAUGUGAUGGAGAAAACCAUGUUUCUGCUCAAUCAUAUUGUAGAUGGGUCUCUAGAUGAGGGAGUAGCUUAUGGGAGUUACACCGCCAAGUCAGUAACACAGUAUGUAUUCCUGGCCCAGCGCCACUUUGGUAUUAACAACUUGGAUAACAACUGGCUCAAAAUGCACUUUUGGUUUUACUAUGCCACCCUAUUACCAGGCUUUCAGAGGACUGUGGGAGUAGCGGAUUCUAAUUACAACUGGUUUUAUGGUCCUGAAAGCCAACUGGUUUUCUUGGACAAGUUUAUAAUGAAGAAUGGAGCCGGCAACUGGCUGGCACAGCAGAUUAGAAAACACAGACCCAAGGAUGGGCCAAUGGUGCCAUCCACUGCACAGAGGUGGAGCACAUUACAUACUGAAUUUAUAUGGUAUGCUGCUGAAAUCACUCCUCAGCCUCCUCCUGACUAUGGUACUGCUAAAAUGCAUGUGUUUCCUAACUGGGGAGUUGUUACUUACGGGGCUGGAUUGCCAAACAGUCAGACAAACACCUUUGUGUCCUUUAAGUCUGGAAAACUCGGUGGACGUGCUGUUUAUGAUAUUGUUCACUUUCAGCCCUAUACCUGGAUUGAUGGGUGGAGAAGUUUCAAUCCAGGACAUGAACAUCCUGAUCAGAACUCUUUCACUUUUGCUCCCAAUGGACAGGUGUUUGUAUCUGAGGCUCUUUAUGGACCUAAACUGAGCCACCUAAACAAUGUCUUGGUCUUUGCUCCAUCUCCUACGAGCCAGUGCAACCAACCUUGGGAAGGACAGCUUGGCGAAUGUGCCCAGUGGCUGAAGUGGAUUGGUGAUGAGGUUGGAGACUCAACUGGAGAAAUUAUUACAGCCUCUCAGGCUGGAGACAUGAUGUUUGUGAGUGGUGAGGCGGUAUCUGCUUACACAUCAGCUAUGAAACUGAAAAGUGUGUAUCGUGUUUUGCUGCUCCUAAAUUCUCAGACACUAUUAGUAGUAGACCAUAUUGAGAAGGAGGAAGACUCUCCUGUUAAUUCUGUCAGUGCCUUUUUUCAUAAUCUUGACAUUGAUUUUAAGUACAUACCCUAUAAGUUUAAGAACAAGUACAGUGGAGCUAUGAUGGAUGUGUGGGAUGCCCACUACAAGAUGUUUUGGUUUGAUCAUCGUGGGAGUAGCCCUGUUGCUAGGAUACAGGAGGCUGAACAAGCAGCUGAAUUCAAAAAGCGAUGGACUCAGUUUGUAAAUGUUACCUUUCCAAUGAAAAAUACGCUUACAAGGAUUGUUUACCUUUUCUAUGGCCCAUAUGUCAAUGUUUCUGACUGUAGACUCAUAGAUAAUGCAAAAUCUGGAUUUCAGAUUUCACUCAGUGUCAACCACACUGAAAAUACCAUCUCUGUUGUGACCGAGUAUCAGAAUUUAAAGGCAAGGUUUGAUUACUUGGGAUUUGGUGGUUUUGCCAAAGUAAUCCAUGAAAAUAAAGUGACCAAGUUUGGUCUUGGUACUGAAUCUGUGAAAAAAGAGAUAAAAAAUAGUAGAGUGGUCUUCCCAUUUGGAUUCAAAGUGAACAUAAUUGCAGGGUUAAUUUUGGGUGUCAGUUUGGUCAUAUUGGCUUUUCAGUGGCGGUUUUACAUAUCCUUCGGUAAAAUGUUGCGCUGGAUUCUGAUACUGGUUGUCACACUGUGGCUUAUUGAAUUGGUGGAUGUGUGGAGCAUGUGUACUCAGCCCAUCUGUGCAAAAUGGAGCAGUGACAUGACAAGGCUAGAACAUGACAAAGGCAAUAAAGCCAAACAAUUAGAAGGAAACCCUGUUGUUUUGCCAGACGUUAUCAUUACUUCACUUCCCACUUCUGGUGCAGAAAUUUUAAAACAGCUGUUUUUCAAUACCAGUGACUUUUUAUACAUCAGAAUACCUACACCCUAUCUUGAAAUUCCCGAGACUGAAUUUGAAAUUGAUUCCUUUGUAGAUCCAUGUGAAUGGAAGGUUUCUGAUGUUCAGAAUGGUAAUUUUCGUCUUAUCCAAGGGUGGCUCCAGUCUCUAGUUCGAGAUACAAAGUUGCAUUUACAAAACAUUCAUUUAUAUGAAGCUAGCAGAAGUAAAGUUGCUCAGCAUUCUGCAUUAAGCAAGGACAAAAAGAAAAGAUCCAGAAAGAGAGAAUCCCUGUCAGAGCAAAAAAGCAGGGCAAGAGGGAGUCAAGAAAAAGAUGCUGAAUAUAUCAGGGAAUUGAGAAGACAUCUCAUCUAUUACCCUAAUGCACGGCCUGUGCUUAGUUUAAACAGUGGGAGCUGGACAUUAAAGCUUCCCUUCUUUCAGGAGAUCCUAGGACCAUCGAUGAAAGCUUUAUAUGUAGUGAGGGACCCACGGGCAUGGGUCUAUUCAAUGUUAUACAAAAAUAAGCCAAGCCUUUACUCCUUGAAAAAUGUUCCACAACACUUGGCUGCCAUGUUUAAAGGGGAGAAUGGUAAAGAAAAAUGUAGUUUAAAUGAAGGCUAUGCCUCCGAAUAUGAAUCACUGAGAAAAGAAUUUUCAAAUUCUAAUUCAAAUCCUGUUUCUGUCUUGUCCUAUUUAUGGCUAGCAAACACAGCAGCAGCAAUGAGAAUAAACGGGGACUUGCUCCCAACAAAUUAUCAGCUGAUCAAGUUUGAAGAUAUUGUGAACUUUCCUCAGAAGACAGCUGAAACAAUUUUUGCCUUUCUUGGUGUUCCUCUUUCUCCUGCUAGCUUAAACCAAAUAUUAUUUGCCACCUCCACCAGUCUUUUCUAUCUUCCUUAUGAAGGGGAAAUUUCACCAAGUAGCAUUCAUGCCUGGAAAAAAAACAUGCCCCAUGAAGAGAUUAAACAAAUUGAGGAUAUCUGUUAUUCACUGAUGGACCACUUAGGAUACCCAAAGUUUAUAGAAUAAAUGCUGCUGGUCAGCAGAAAUUUGCACUAAUGAUCUCUGACUCCCAAUUUGUGAAUAAAUACUAUAGAAGUUUGUUUAUUCUUGUAAAAUGUGUACAGUCUGCGACUUUCAGAGAGAUUAUUUUAAGAAAAAAGAAAACUUUUUUUCACUGUUCUUGAAACUGGAGGAUUUUUUGUUUGUUUUAUUUUGAUUUGUUUUUCUUUAAAAAGAAAUUGUAACUACUUUUGCUGCCUUUCAAAAAAAGCUGUGUGAACCUUUGCAGAACUACCAUCUGGGACCACUGUAGCUCAGGGGUUUAGUAAUAGAUCAGAGAGCUUUUCACCUCCAACUCACCAGUCUGAUUCCAGCCCAAGUGGUUAGUUCCUGAUAGUACUUAUCAUUUGAUGAUUGUAUGAUGGCUUAUAUGAAAUUAUACUUGUUAAACUGGUCCUGUUGACCCCCUUGAAUGGGUUUACUGAUGCAUUCUGUCUGUGUCUCACUGGUCACUAUAGUGGUGCAAAAUAAAUAUAAGCUAAGAUUUAGGGUUGUUCAGCAUCCCUUCAGCAGGAGGAAACAGAACGUUUGAAUAAAUCUAGUUCCUUAUUUACAAUCUGAGCAGAGAGGCCUGGGGUUGACAUUGAUGUGGAUAUGAAAUCUCAUUGUAGGAUAUGGUUCCUUCAGCUCAGAGAUGUGGUACUUAAACUGGGUUUUGAAGUAG
This is a messenger RNA of Empidonax traillii (willow flycatcher), 5345 nucleotides long. RefSeq names its product dermatan sulfate epimerase like (gene DSEL). The record is from RefSeq and is a predicted model, not a curated record. Gene Ontology annotation, molecular function: chondroitin-glucuronate 5-epimerase activity; sulfotransferase activity. The transcript is spliced from 2 exons. NCBI's taxonomy places the organism in Eukaryota, Metazoa, Chordata, Aves, Passeriformes, Tyrannidae. Bases 998 to 4648 code for a protein of 1216 amino acids.